GUCCAGACAUCCAUUAUGAAGGUUGCGGCCAAACGUAGUAUUCCGCAAACACGCGAUCAGACCAUGUGUUAUAUGAAAGUGAAAUAGAAUUUAUAAUGGGGAAGUCAAGACAGGGCUUCAAUUGGAAGGCCAGGCAGAUUGUGAGGACAGAUAUAGACAAUUCAUCAACUGCAAAGAUUAAACUAGAUUCCAGUUUUAGCGAACAUGAUAAGUAUGAUGAAUGCAACGCGUUGGUUAUACCUUCUCAAAAGAGAAGAACUAAGAAGAAAAACGAUGCAGUUACUGUAACAAAGAUUCUGUCCAAAAGUCAAAGAAAGCGUCUGCAAAAAAUUGUUGAUAGAAAGAAGAAGAAAGAAAAUAGAGCUACGCUCUUGGAGGCUUUGUCAAAGGCUCAAAUACAACCAGAGUAUUUGAGUAAACUCACAUCCAUAGCAUCAAUUCAGACGAAGGGUUUGAAAAGAUAUUUUCUUGAGCAAGAGAAGGGUGAUAAAAAAAUAAAGCGAAAGCACAGAGAUGAUGAAAAUGAAGAAGAAAUGCAGAACAUUAAUAGUAUUGCUGGCAGUCAGAAACGUAACCGCUUACUAAUGUUGGGUAUUGAUGUAAACAGAACUUCAGAAGAAAAUGAUCCAAAUGUUGUGGGAUUUGAGGUAUCAAGUGAUUCAAGUGGUGAUGAUGAUGAUGAUGAUGAAAGAGAACAGUUAGCGGGGGGAAGUACUGUUCAUGAAGGUAGUGUUCAACAGAGUAGUACCCAGGAAGUUGAGAGUACUGAAGUGGAUAAGUCUGUUGCUGAAUUGUCAUCUCAGACCUUACCUUGUCCCAAAAAUCAGGAAGGAGACAAUGUUAAACACAUGGAAAAGUCUCAAAAUGUUACAAGAAAGCCAGCAGUGUUUGUUCCAGUGGAUAGGAGUUCAGAAAUUCAGGACAGUCGACUCAAGCUUCCUAUAUUGGCCGAGGAGCAGGCCAUCAUGGAGGCAGUAAACGAAAACCCUGUUGUGAUUUUGGCUGGAGAAACAGGCAGUGGGAAGACUACUCAAGUUCCCCAGUUUUUAUAUGAAGCAGGUUAUGCAAGGGAUAGUAAAAUAAUAGGUGUAACAGAACCAAGACGAGUAGCUGCCAUCUCCAUGUCAAAACGUGUUGCAGAGGAGAUGAAUUUAUCAAGCAGUGAGGUUUCUUACCUUAUCAGGUUUGAGGGCAAUGCUACUGACAGAACAUGUAUAAAGUUUAUGACAGAUGGUGUACUACUUAAAGAAAUUCAGAUUGACUUUUUGCUGUCUAAAUACUCGAUCAUCAUCCUAGAUGAAGCUCAUGAGAGGAGCGUGUAUACAGACAUUUUGAUUGGUCUCUUGUCUCGCAUUGUGCCUCUGAGAAAUAAACGAAGUAACCCUCUGAAACUUGUCAUCAUGUCUGCUACUCUGAGACUGGAAGACUUCACUGAGAACCCACGUCUCUUUAAGACCACACCACCUGUUAUCAGGGUGGAGUCUCGCCAGUUUCCUGUCACAGUCCAUUUUAAUAAGCGAACAGCAGCUGAUUAUGUAGCAGAGGCUUUCACUAAAGCCUGCAAAAUUCACACUCAGCUGCCUGAAGGUGGAAUUUUAAUAUUUCUUACAGGACAGCAAGAAGUCAAUGCCUUGGUGAGGAAACUUCGAAGAGCUUUUUCAUUUAAAGACAGGAAGAAUAAAAAUAGAAAGAAUAAGAGAGAUAUUUCAAGAAAUGAUACUGAAAAUAUGGAGUCAGAAACAGAAGAUAAAGUUGAAACUGGUGAAGAUGAAAUGGAAUUGGACAUGCAAAAGGCAAUUCAGAAUGCUCGCAAGGCAAAGAGGAAACAUAAGGGAGAUGUGACAUUACCUUAUAUAAAUCUCGACAACUAUUCUGUCAUCCCAGGGGAUGACACAGAAGUGGAUCUCCUGGAAGAAGAUGAUCUGGGGGAUAUCGAGUCAGAUGAAGAUGAGGAUGGACUGAAUUUGAGAGGCUUAGCAGCGUGUCAGCCGAUGUGGGUGUUGCCUCUGUACUCCCUACUUCCAACUAAUAAACAAGCUCUGGUGUUUGAACCUCCUCCUGAAGGUAGCAGACUGUGUGUUGUGGCAACAAAUGUAGCAGAGACCUCUCUCACCAUCCCCAAUGUGAAAUACGUGGUGGACUGCGGGAGAGUCAAGACGCGAAUGUAUGAUAAAAUGACGGGGGUAUCUGCAUUUACUGUUACUUGGUGCAGCAAGGCAGCAGCCAAUCAGAGGGCUGGGAGAGCAGGACGAAUGGGACCAGGACACUGUUACAGGCUGUACUCAUCUGCUAUGUUCAAUGACCAGUUUGAAGAGUUUGCUGCUCCAGAAAUACAGCGCAAACCAGUGGAUGACUUAUUAUUGCAGAUGAAAGCAAUGAAUAUUGACAAAGUCGUCAAUUUCCCUUUUCCAUCGGCCCCAGAUCUUUUGCAGAUCAAGUGUGCAGAGAGGAGAUUGGUUCUUCUUGGGGCUUUGAAGGAGCCAAAGAGUAAAGAAGACUGGACUUCCAGAGUAACUCCGCUGGGCUAUGCCAUAUCAGCGUUCCCCGUGGCACCACGAUUUGGGAAAAUGUUGGCCCUGAGCCACCAGCAUGGCUUGCUUCCUUAUACAUUGUGUAUGGUUGCUGCCCUCUCUGUUCAAGAAGUACUGUUAGAGGUUCCUAUGCAUGGGGGCCAAGAAGAAACAGAAAAUCCAAAACAAACACGAGCUCAUUGGAUUCAGACCAGAAGAAAGUGGGCUGGAGUUGGGAAUUCAUUGUUUUUAGGAGAUCCAAUGGUGCUUAUACGAGCAGUAGGAGCGGCAGAAUUUGCAAGUAGACGGGGCCAGCUGUUGCAGUUCUGCACAGACAAUGGGUUGAGACACAAGGCAGUCACAGAGAUCCGCAAACUACGGCUACAGUUAACCAAUGAGGUGAACUUAAAUGUGCCUGAUAUUGACCUGUGUGUUGACCCCAACAUGCCUCCACCAACAGAUGUUCAGUCCAAGUUACUUAGGCAGAUUUUGCUCUCAGGAUUACCUGAUCAGGUCGCCCAUAAAGUAGAUGAAGCUGAAAUAAAAGAGAACGAGGACAAAGUGAAAUGGAAGCAUGCAUACAGAUGUGCAGAGAUGGAAGAACCUGUGUUCAUGCACUCGGCGUCAGUCCUGCGGAAGAAGAGCCCAGAGUGGGUGGUGUACCAAGAGGUGUUUGAGACCAACAAACUAUACAUGAGAGGAAUUACUGCGAUAGAACCUGAGUGGCUGCCCAUUUAUGCACCCGCUCUGUGCAACUUAUCACCCCCCCUUCUUGAUCCAGCUCCUCGAUAUGAUGAAAUGACUGAAAAAAUAUUUUGUCAUGUCACAGGGACUUUUGGUCGUGCAGCAUGGCAGUUACCCACUGUGGAAAUAGAAUUUCCUCCGAGCCUUGAUUGUUACAAGUGGUUUGCUUGCUUCCUUCUAGAAGGCAGCAUCUUUCCAAAGUUGGAAAAAUAUAGAAAUUCAUUACUGAGUGUUCCAAAAACUAUGGUGAAGUCAUGGGCAAAGUUGCAGCCCAGGACAGAUAUUCUGUUGAAAGCGCUGGUUGCUCGGCAAGUGGACUCGAAACCAAAGCUGUUGGAAGCUUGGAAGAAAGACCCUUCAUAUCUCUUAUCAGCAUAUCAGAGCUGGGUACCUGAAUCAGCUCAUAAUGAUGUCGCACUUUCAUGGCCACCUGUGUAAUUUUGUCAAAAUGAAUUAUCUGUAAAAAAGAUUUUAAGGUAUGCAUCCUGUUGUGGAGAUGGAAUGUCAACCUAACGAUUUGUAAAUAACUGAACAAGCAGAAUGAUUUUUUGGAGUAUAUUUAUCGUCUUUGAUUUCAAAGGCCAUUACAAAAAAAAUACUGUUGACGACAGCUACAUAAAUCAUAAAACACAUAACAGAAAAUACACGAGAAAUGGUAAUCCCAUAAAACAUAUUCUAAUACUUCUUUCCAAAAACUCUGUAUGUCUCUUUAGAACUGGACAUGGGGGGAGGUAUGGAAUGUGAGAUUAUGGGUUUAUGGAUUAUGUAUUUAUUGCUAAUGUUAUGUAGUGAAUUUCAAAACUGAAAAUGUAAGGAUGAAAAGCAUAUUUAAAGCUUCAAAGUUUAAAUCCAUGUGACAAACACCGUUGUCACUUUUUCAUUACUGGAAGAUUGUGGCGGUUGUUUUAACAAAUUCACUGUGCUUCUUUAUGUAAAUGUAUCUUUGCACAUAGGAACCAAGCUGUGUUAUAUAAAGGAUCCACAAAGUAUUUUUUA
This is a messenger RNA of Zootermopsis nevadensis, 4250 nucleotides long. RefSeq names its product putative ATP-dependent RNA helicase kurz (gene kz). The record is from RefSeq and is a predicted model, not a curated record. Gene Ontology annotation, molecular function: ATP hydrolysis activity; RNA binding; ATP binding. Gene Ontology annotation, cellular component: intracellular anatomical structure; nucleolus. NCBI's taxonomy places the organism in Eukaryota, Metazoa, Arthropoda, Insecta, Blattodea, Termopsidae. Gene Ontology annotation, biological process: maturation of SSU-rRNA from tricistronic rRNA transcript (SSU-rRNA, 5.8S rRNA, LSU-rRNA).